Messenger RNA from Xyrauchen texanus (razorback sucker), 4182 nucleotides. Its product is annotated as ELAV-like protein 1. The record is from RefSeq and is a predicted model, not a curated record. Lineage: Eukaryota; Metazoa; Chordata; Actinopteri; Cypriniformes; Catostomidae. Gene Ontology annotation, cellular component: ribonucleoprotein complex. Gene Ontology annotation, molecular function: RNA binding. The coding region runs from base 129 to 1151 and encodes 340 amino acids. The transcript has 7 exons.
AGGCGUUUUUUUUUUGUCACGAGAGCAAAGCGCCAAGAAGCCACGUUUUGCGAAAGGUCCGCGUGCGUGCAUUCUACGGCAGAAUCGAAGGGACGUUAAAAUUGAGUCUGGAUCUGUGACGGCUCUUCAUGGCAGUCAGAAGGGGACACAUUAGAUACUUAAAAGACGUAUAUGACAUGUCGAACGGUUAUGAAGAUCACAUGGCCGAUGAGCCUAAAGAUGCCAAAACAAACCUUAUCGUCAAUUACUUGCCUCAAAAUAUGAGUCAAGAUGAGCUGCGGAGUCUCUUCAGCAGCAUUGGGGAGGUGGAAUCUGCUAAACUUAUUCGUGACAAAGUAGCAGGCCACAGUUUAGGGUAUGGAUUUGUUAACUAUCUUAACCCUAGUGAUGCAGAAAGAGCUAUCAGUACUCUCAAUGGACUGAGACUACAGUCUAAAACUAUCAAGGUGUCAUAUGCCAGGCCAAGCUCUGACACCAUAAAGGAUGCCAACCUCUACAUCAGCGGGCUGCCUAAAACAAUGACACAGAAGGAUGUAGAAGACAUGUUUGCACGUUACGGCAAAAUAAUCAACUCUCGUGUGCUUGUUGAUCAAGCAUCAGGACUUUCUCGUGGUGUGGCCUUCAUUCGCUUUGACAAGAGAGCAGAGGCAGAGGAUGCAAUUAAGGACUUAAAUGGGCAGAAGCCACCAGGCGCUACCGAGCCCAUCACUGUAAAAUUUGCUGCCAACCCCAACCAAGCUAAAAACACACAAGUUAUUUCCCAGAUUUAUCACACACCGUCUCGCCGCUUUGGGGGGCCAGUUCAUCACCAGGCCCAGAGAUUCAGGUUCUCCCCUAUGAGUGUGGACCAUAUGAGCGGCAUGUCUGGUGUUAAUGUGCCUGGUAACUCCUCAUCAGGCUGGUGUAUUUUUAUAUACAACCUGGGCCAGGAUGCAGAUGAAGGCAUUCUGUGGCAGAUGUUUGGGCCCUUUGGAGCCGUCACAAAUGUCAAAGUGAUCCGCGACUUCAACACCAAUAAGUGCAAAGGAUUUGGGUUUGUUACCAUGCCAAACUAUGAAGAGGCAGCCAUGGCUAUUGCCAGCCUCAAUGGCUAUCAGGUCGGGGACAAAAUUUUACAAGUGUCGUUCAAAACAAGCAAGUCACACAAGUAGAAAGCAGGGUUACCAGGCAAAUGAUGGAGAGAAGUCCCAUGUUUCCUUCAGAGCCAGAGUGGCUGGCUAAGUUUAAAAAUAAACUUGUUUUUAGUGUAAAGUCUUCGCAAAUUUUCACGUUUUUCUGUCUCGUUUAGACAUCUGUUUAACAGUUUCCUUUUUUUAAGAUUCAAGUUGUUGAAUGCGUCAAAUGCAAGUGUUUUUAGGCAUUCUGGUUGUCCCUAUAUUUGACCAAUUCCAUAUUUGAUAACUAAUUUCUGUCUCGGUCAUUAGCCUGAUAAUGUUGCUAUGUGCCAUGUGUGUGGUCAGACCCUUUAUUCACCAGGUGCUGGCUUUAAGACUCUUGAUUUUCUUUUAUCAGUCAGCAUCUUCCAUUGCUCUUCAGUAUUUAAGAUGCCUUAAUUUUAUGUCUUUUUUUUCCUCUUUGCCCUCAAAUGUAGCACUUUUUAGUUUUACAGGUAUAUCAUUGCUCAUCUUGCAAAAUUGAAUUCUGAUAUUAAAAUCAGAGUUUUAAAUCCAGCAUUCUGAGAGCUCAAUACAUUGAGGCAAUGGCAAAGGAAGAAGAGUAUCUGUGAAAUGUAAUAAGCCUUUGUUCAGUGAGGGAAAAGACUUUUAAAUUGUUAAUCUUUUGUAAGGGACCCUCUGAAAGACCGGUAACUAAGAAGGACCAAAGAUGUAUGGAUGAAAGGUUUAGUUUCCCCAACAGAAAUGCAGGUUGCACAUCCCUUGGCAUAUUCCAAAUAUAUUUGGACAUCAAAAUACUAGGUACUGAGUAUUUGUCAAAAUGUAAUCACAUUUGAACAUCAGCAUCUUCUGUUUAAGGUGUGUUUUUCUUUUUGAUUUUGUUUGAUUUUUUUUCUCUUGUAAAAAACAUACUUUAAGUUUAGGUUGGUUCUUUGAAAAUAGAUAUCCAGUACUAAUCCAUAUGCUUUUUAAGACUGCCUUGUGAUUUAUUAUUUUGUGUUUUGUUCUUUUUCUUUUUGCUUUGUGUUUCCUUUUGGAAUCUUUCAUUUUGAUUGUCUCACAUGGCAUUUCAAAAUCAUUAAAUUUUUUUAUUUUGAAAUUUGUUUUGUUUCCUUUUUUCUUAAUUUUAUGUUUUAUUUAUACAUUCAUAGGCUCCGAAAAAUACACUCAUAUUUACAGAUGCAUUCAGGGCAGUCAGUAGUUUUUAAUCUGCCAGUGACAGUAGUCCACUCUUAAGAACCUCAUUAGAGGAAUACUACAUAAACACAUUUCAUGAUUUUAAUUUUGAUAAAGUAUUUUAACUUGUGUGUGUUUUCGAGGCAUUGGACCAAACUGUAAAGAUACUAUUACAGCUAUCUGACAGUGGUUGACUUCAUUUCACUUGGCCGAUGGAGUGUCAUGAUUGUGUUCGCUUGGUAAAGUGGCCCUUUGUCAAUGGUUCAUUCUCUGCUUUUUCCAUGGGUUUAUACCAGAGGUUCUAAUUUAGGAGUAGUGGUAAAGGUAGAAAGAGGACCCCAGACUCCCGACAAUGUGUAAAAAGUCAAGUCAUAAUCUUUAAACGGUUGUCCAAACAUUGUACAGUCGUAUCCAUCUCAUCCUUUCAGCUUUUACUCCUUAGGUCUUCCGAAUAGCAGCACAUAAAAUCCCACAUAGCUUUGCCUGCAGCUGAGUUAACUUGUGAAUUUGUGAAGUUUCUAAGAAGUGUCUCAUAUGAAACAUUGUUGAUAAUUCUCAGCCGAGACAGUUAUAUGCUCCCUCUUGUACAAGAUUUAAGGUUGGUAUUGUGUGUGCAUAUAUUUAUAUUAUUGGUGACUGUCAUCUUAAUUGGCCUGUACAUUUAUACACUAUAUUCUAUCUUCAGGAUUGUUUUAAGCAGCAGUUUACAGUACUUGGAAGAAUAAGCAUCACCUGUUACUUAAUGGAAUAGUUCACCCACAAAUGAAAAUUCUCUCAUUUCACCCUCAUGCAAUCCCAUAUGUGAAAUACUUUUUCUUCUGCUGAAAACAAAGACUUGUAGAAGAAUGUCUCUGCUCUGUUGGGCCUUACAAUACAAGGGAAUGGUGGCCAGAACUUGAAAGCUCCAAAAUGCACAUAGACAGCAUAAAUGUAAUCCACACGACUACAGUGGUUAAAUCGAUAUAUUCAGAAGUGAUAUGAUAGGUGUGGGUGAGAAACAGAUAUAUUUAAAUAAUUUUUCUUUUACCAUAAUCCUUCACUUUUACUAUAACUCUCCAUAUCAAAGUGGAGAAUUAUGGUUAAAAAAAAAAUGACUUGAUUAUUGAUCUGUUUUCUUACCCACACAAUCAUAUCACUUCUGAAGAUAUGGAUUAAACCACUGGUGUUGUAUGGAUUACUUUUAUGUGGCCUUUGUGAUUUGUGUAGCUUCAGAGCUCUGGUCACCAUUCACUUGCAUUGUAAGGACCAACAGAGCUGAGGUAUUCUUCUGAAAAUCUUUGUGUUCAGCAGAAAGAAGAGUCAUACACAUCUGGGAUGUCAUGAGGGUGAGUAAAUUGAGAAAUUUCAUUUUUGGGUGAACUGUCCCUUUAAGAAAUUGUUCUUGUGAAGUUAUAAGCAUCUUAAUAGAGUAAAGCUUUGGGUUUUUCAUAUCACUUUUGGUUGCAUAUCAUUGGUAUGAAAAACAUUUCACCAUGGCAUUCUCAUUUAGUGGAUUUUUUUUUUUUUUUUUUUUUUUUUGCAUAUUAUGUGCAAUAUUGCACACAAUUCGUUAGUAAUAAGAGUUAUUAAAAUGCAGUAGCCUUUUUACAUGUCCAUCUUUCUUAAAAUCUGAUGUAUUUAAGAUUAAAUUGUCCAAUGUUUAACAGUGCACCAAGAUGCCAGUUGUAAGAAAAUCAAGUAGAAUGUACCAGGUGGUUCAUCGUAUUUAAGCAUUUAUGUAGGAAGCACUAGAAGAUUACUAAAUGGGAGAAUUAUUUAUUUAGAUUAUUGUGUAUGGAUUUAUGUGUUUAUUUAUGAGUGAUUUGAUUUUUUUAAUUACACAUUCUAUAGCAAAAUACAUCUAUUAUGAGCUACUGUCUAACAUGUAGUUGUGAAAUAAAAUAUCAGGCAU